Verticillium dahliae VdLs.17 is the source of this 1308-nucleotide messenger RNA. RefSeq lists its product as uncharacterized. The transcript is spliced from 2 exons. NCBI's taxonomy places the organism in Eukaryota, Fungi, Ascomycota, Sordariomycetes, Glomerellales, Plectosphaerellaceae. Bases 1 to 1308 code for a protein of 435 amino acids. The record is from RefSeq and is a predicted model, not a curated record.
AUGCGCCACUCAACGCUGCUAGGGCUACCGACAUAUCUGCUCCUCCUCGUCACAUCACAGGCUCAGAGCCAGCAGGCUCGUCAACCCAUUGCGAUCCGAAAACUCCCUCUCGCCGCAUCAGAGAAGCUCUUGCCUGAACACUUUGCCUUCGCAGACAGCCCAGCUAUCGAUACAGACAAGGCACCGCUCUUUCUCAGUCCACGAGAAGCGGUACUCGCCGAGCGACUGCAGCUUUCAGUGGACGAAGAGCAGCGCAUCGCCCUCAACGCAAGCGACGCCUCGAGCAGACCAUACCGACCAGCUUUCAAGUCGCAUGAAGAGGAGGGCAGGCGCGAUGGGUGGGACUUGUUGCGGAGAGCAGCCGAGGUGCUCAACGUCCUCGAAGGGAGACAGACCUGCCCUGGGGGUAUGGAAGACUGCAGUAACGUUGGCGCACCCAACAAGUGCUGCAUGAACGGCGAGGUGUGCGUCGAGGUGGACAAUGCCGCCGUAGGAAACGUCGCUUGCUGCCCGGAAGGGGCUGAGUGCGGCGGACCCAUCGGCGCAUGCCCGGAUGGCUCCCCGACGUGUUCAACAGAGCUAGGAGGAGGAUGCUGUAUCCCUGGCCCCCCACCAGUGAUUACAAGCACAACCCAAAGGCCGACAACGAUCACAUCAACAUCAACAACCGUGGUAGAAGGGGACGAGCCUACGACGAUUGUUGUCACAGUGGUCAUUACCGCAACGCCUGAAGCCGAGACGAUUACGAGAACGAGCACCAGCAUCUUGACACCCACGCCUUCAACUACGACCGUCAAUACCGUAGUCAUUCCCCCUUACCGACCGACGUCUGCAGAGUCCCAAACCACGGAGUCAACCACGUUGGAGACGGCACCUGCCGAGACGCCCGAGGAUUACUGCCCAACUGGGUUCUACGCCUGCCUUGCCCGUGAGGGAGGAGGCUGCUGCCGCACCGGUCGCGACUGCGCAACAGUCGACUGCCCUACGACGCCCCUUACGACCAUCACAACGGACGGCGCAACCAUUGUCGUGCCGGUCACAGACGCGAGGGACGCCGCUGACGCGCAGGCCACUGAGACCUGCGCCAGCGGAUGGUUCCUGUGCGGUGACGAGGGAGGUCCUGUUGCCGGCUGUUGCCCGAGCGGGUUCGAGUGCGGGACGGCGAGCUGCACUUCUGCAUCUGCCUCUCAGACGGGCGAGGUUCAGAAGGUGUUUCCGGAGGCCGAGGGUGGGGCAAGGGAUCACGGGGUGCGCUUGAUGAGUGUGAUUGCCCUGGCUAGCAUGGUGGCUCUGGUAGUGCUUGUUUGA